Messenger RNA from Eremothecium cymbalariae DBVPG#7215, 1062 nucleotides. It is a transcript of the gene CYC2, whose product is annotated as oxidoreductase. The coding region runs from base 1 to 1062 and encodes 353 amino acids. NCBI's taxonomy places the organism in Eukaryota, Fungi, Ascomycota, Saccharomycetes, Saccharomycetales, Saccharomycetaceae. Gene Ontology annotation, molecular function: oxidoreductase activity. The record is from RefSeq and is a predicted model, not a curated record. The transcript has a single exon.
AUGGUGCGAGGACGAGUAUUAAAGUUAUCUACGUCUUUAAUAUAUCAGCAUAAGCGUUCCAAAGGUUUCAAAAGAUGGGUCACGUUUAUUGCCCUUGGGUUUGGCGUGACGGGCGUAGGAUGCUGCUACUACUACAGUGAACAUUAUUACCAUACCGAACUAUCUAAUGAAUAUUUUACCAAGUACAGGAUAUCUUAUAAGAAGGAUAUAGACGAGAGCCAUUUUUUAUUGGAAUUAACCCCUCUGAAGCCUCAGAGAACGAAUUUAUGGUCUGCAAUGGCUUCUUAUAAUUUAUGGUCCGUGGAGGUAAAACAGCCCGAUAUUAUGGUUGUUAGAAGAUACACCCCACUACCUCUAGAAGUGGAUACCGUCAAUGAUAAGCUUGAAGUAUUGAAAGAUGGAUACAAUGCUAAUGGAAAGCUAUUAUUUUACAUCAAAAACUAUGAAAAUGGUGAAGUUUCCAAAUGGUUAAGAAGGUUGCCAACAGACCGUACCAUAGAAGUGCGAGGCCCAUAUGUUGAUUAUGAAUUCCCGAGGGAUGAUCAUGAGGUUAAGCGAAGUAGGUCAUUUCUUUGGGAACAAGAUGAUUCCGGCUUUGCUGAGCGUUUCAACCAUCAGCCAUUUGAUAUUUCAAUGUUCACCGCAGGAACAGCAAUAGUAACAGCACUUCAGUUACUUCUAACAGAGGAUCCAUUUAAAGGGAAGAUUCAAUUGUUUCAUUCAUGUAAGGAUAUACAGGAACUAGGACCACUUAUAAAAUUCUUGUAUCUAUGCGAGCAAAAGAAAAGGCUACAAUUGCAUAUGUUUGAAUCGAGUAAAGGUAAUAGUAUCAGAUAUGAUGCAUCCAAGAUUGAACCCCUGAUAUCUAGGCCUUGUUCAUAUGUUGGAAGCACUCCAUUUACUUCAAUAGAAGACAGUAUCAAGCCAGUGGCAUCUCUAGUUUGUGGUCCAGACGGUUAUAUUACUACUAUCUCUGGAAUGAAAUACGAUUUAGCCCAAGGACCAAUCUGCGGAUUGCUCGGUAGCAAAGGUUGGAAUAAUUUCAACGUAUAUAAACUUUGA